Molecule: messenger RNA, 1719 nt
Organism: Talaromyces marneffei
Lineage: Eukaryota; Fungi; Ascomycota; Eurotiomycetes; Eurotiales; Trichocomaceae
Exons: 4
Coding region: 1-1719 (572 amino acids)
Source: RefSeq, a predicted model, not a curated record
AUGCCACUUAAACAUAAGGCGGUGAAAGAGGCGGACAUCAAGAGCGCUGGUCCGCCGACAACCCGGAGCACCACCAGAAGUCGCAACAAGCAGUUACAAGCUUCGGCGAAUCCACUCAGUAAUGCCGGCCAUCUCGAAACAAGAGCUAUGUCAUCAGCGCCGAAGCAGAAUGCGGCGAGGAAAAGAGGCCCCUGGGGGGAAGACUAUCUCAUGACGAGCACGAAAUCAGCUCUGGUUCAUGCAGAUCUUGUGCGACUAUUUUCAAACCCCAAGGCAUGGGAAUGUCUAGAGGAAGACGAGAAACGAGAGCUCAUCUCUUUGCUUCCGGCACACAUCCAUCCAAACCCCGACCCAGACCCCAAUAAUCCAGAAGCAAAGAUUCCACCCUUACCCGAAAGCUUUCUGCGAUACGACAACAACUGGCGCGCUGCCCUGCGCAAUUUCCAGUCCGAUCUCGAGGCCGGCCGGUACAGACCUGAUUGGCAACGACAAGCCAAACAGGCCGUCCAGGAACGAGCGCAGGGCAAAUUCGAUGAUUUCAAGGAGCGGGAAUUCGAGCAGUUUUGGGGCCAGAAACAGAAAAUCAGUUAUGGGUUGAUUGCGGGUGAGAGUUCUAAAGUCAAGCUGGAGACGUUGAUUGCGCAUGAUGUUGUGCGGGUGGGAGACGUUUGGAAGUAUUGUCGUGUGUUCGGGGGGAAGAAGGCGCCGAUCGUUGUUGAGAAGGAGGUCAAGAUCACGGCUAUUGAAGGUGCAAAACUUAGCUUUUUGAUGCCGACUGGGCAGAGGGUAUUUUUGUGCGCUGUCGGUGAGUCUAAGACCGAAGACGAAAAGGUCGAAAAGGGGAAAGUUGAAGACAUCAAGUCUGAGGAUGAGAAAAUGGAUGUUGAUAGAAUCGAAAAGGGGACAGUUGAAAAGGGGAAGACUGAAGCUGGAGAGACCAAGGGUGAGGUCAAGGACGACACGCAAAUGGAUAUCGACCCGGUUUCAGCUUCCCAACCUGGCGAACAUGCAACAUCACCAAUCCAGGGUCAGCCACCACGGGACGAAUCUAGUCCACAAUACUAUCUUGCGGGGGUUCUAAACUAUGCUACGCAAUCCAACCCAGAGCUCAAAGGCGAUGCAGAGAAAGAUGGAAUUGUGCCUCAUGAAGCAGAUACAACCCCGCAACAGCCAGAGGCACCACGAAGCCUGGUCACAAGAGCUGGAACUCGUCGAAAGAGGGGAUGUCCUGCAAAACGUAAAUUCCCUCACGAUGCAGCUCAGGUAGCUGCUGUUGAAGUCAAUCGAGUCACAGAAGCCGAAGCCACGAAAGCUCCUAGAGAAGCCGACGUGAACCCUUCCAACAUUACGGAGAAAGGCGCCGAUCCAGAGCCGGUUCCAGAGUCGGCGCGUGAAGAGGAACACAAAAAUGCCGACUCAUCACAGCAGCCUAUAACCCCCUGGGAAACCGAUGCUCCUGAGACCGCGACAUCCUGCAAGGCUGAUGAAUCAGAACCAGCACAAUGCAGUGCUACCACCGCUACACCUCUAGAAAUAGAGAUUCACAACAUCGCAGGACCUAAUGCCCUUAUGAAGAAAAUCCUAGAGACUGACGGCCGCGUCAAGAACCCACCGAAUGGUAAUGCCUGGAAAGAGAUCCGCUGUUACAGGAAGAAUCAGGAUAUGGGCAGUUUAUGGGAGGUGAGGCAGGCUUGGUAUGUCAAGUAUCGGCGGGAGUGA